AUGCUUGAUUUCUGUCGUCACUAUUAUCGAGGAAAUUCUAAACAGCAAAAAUUAAUUGACGAAUUCGAAGACACUUAUCGACCUGAAGACGCUAUUCUGUGGUAUUCCAAGCAAUCAUUCAUCUACAAACUAGUCAACAAGGCUUUGCGAUGUGAAGAUACUGAUUUGCUUCAUACUUUCAGAUUUUUUAUCGGUGAUCUGUCCGAGAGUCUUGCUCGUGAACAUAAAAAGAUUCUUCAUUCUGGUGACCGAAUAUUGAAAGUCUAUCGAGGAGUGAAACUUUCAAAUGAAGAACUCGAUAAACUCAGAAACAGUGAAGGAAAACUCAUUUCAACCAAUGGAUUCUUGUCCACCAGUCGACUUCGACAACCAGCGCUCGCUUUCGCCAGUAAACUCACAAAGCGUAAAAAUGUUGUGCCUGUUCUCUUCCAAAUUAAAUUUGAUGUGCAACAACUCGGUGAAUCGAUUAAUUUUGCUGACAUUGCCAAAUUCAGUCAAUAUCCAAAUGAACAAGAGGUUCUCUUCAAUUUCAGUGCUGCAUUUCGUAUUGAAACGAUUCAACAGGAUGGCCCAGUGUGGCUCAUUAAUAUGAAUGCAUCUAAAGAUGGAGAAACCAUUACACACGAUUACAUCGAAUUAACACGUCAAGAAACGGAAGAAAAAACGGUUUCUAUCAUGCUUGGACGACUUAUGUGUGACAUGGGUCAAUACGACAAAUCUCAAAAAUACUUUGAACAAUUAUUACUUGAGUCGAACGGUGAAGAUGUAUCUUCGAUCGAACUGAACAUUGGCCGAGUCCUUUAUUUCAAAGCCGACUGGGAACCGGCUCUGGACUACUAUAAUCGUGCCUACAAGAGAAUGAUAAAUACUGAUCCACCUCGUAUCAAAGAAUCGGCAUAUGUACUCGACAAUAUUGGAGCUAUCUUCCGUAAGCAAGGAAAAUACCAUGAAGCUCUCGAUUACUAUAAACGAGCUCUCAAAAUACGACAGGAGUAUUAUCCCACCAAUCAUCCCGACAUUGCCACAAGUCUGAACAGUAUUGGUAGUGUCCUUCUUAAGCAAGGAAAGUGCGAUGAAGCCUUAGAUUUUUUCCAAGAAUCCCGUAAAAUUUAUGAGAAAUGUUUUCCUACUGAUCAUCCAAAUAUUGCCAUAAGUCUGACUAGCAUUGGUAGCGCCCUUCGCAAGCUAGGACAGUACGAUAGAGCUCUCGAGUUCUAUCGAAAAGCACUGAAAAUGCGAGAAGAAUAUUAUCCGAAUGGUCAUCCUGAUAUUGCUUACAGUCUUUGUAGUAUUGGCUGUGUUAUGCGGAUGCAAGAAAAAUAUGAUGAAGCGCUCGAUUUCUAUCAGCAUGCGCUAAAAAUAUACGAGAAACAGUAUCCCACUGGUCAUCCUGAUAUUGCUUACUGUCUUUUAAACAUUUAUAGCCUUGGGUGUCUUAUUUACGCGCACGAAGAACAUGCAGAAGCCCUUGAAUUCUAUCAAAGAGCAGCCAAAAUUUAUGAGAAAUAUUAUCCAAAUGGUCAUCCUGAUAUUGCUCUGAGUCUCAAUAAUUUUGGUCGUGCUCUCGAUGAUCAAGGAAAAUACGAUGAAGCUCUCGAUUUCUAUCAGCGUGCACUAAAGAUCUACAAGAAGUAUUAUCACACUGGCCAUCCAGAUACUGCUAUGUGUCUCAAUAACAUUGGAGCGACUUAUGAGAAACUGAGCAAGUUUAAGAUGGCACUCGACUUUUAUAAGCAAGCACUGACGAUUUAUGAGAAGACUCUUCCGAUCACACAUCUAGAUCGCGAGCGAACUGAACAAAAUGUUCGUCGAAUAUUAUCGAUCAAAUGAAUGAUCAUUGAAAAACUGCAUCUAACAUUUAUCGUGGGUGUGGGUGUGGGUGUGGGAGGGUGUGGGUG
This is a messenger RNA of Rotaria sp. Silwood1, 1898 nucleotides long. The record is from the annotation of a GenBank genome assembly. Lineage: Eukaryota; Metazoa; Rotifera; Eurotatoria; Philodinida; Philodinidae.